AUGCAAAAAGACGAGGAUGGCUUCUACACGCCAGUCGCAGGUGCCGUCGAUCCACCUGUGGCAUUGGCUGCAUCAAAUCCUGAGGAGGAAAAACCUGGCGUGAACAGCGACCUCAUCCAGUCGACUUUUGAAGUCACGGUCACUCUCGCAGAUCAACAGCUAGACCCGAACUCCCCCCUUUACAGCGCAAAGACCUUUGAGGAGCUUGGACUGCAAGCAGACCUGCUGAAAGGAAUUUAUGACAUGGGCUUCUCAAAACCUUCCAAGAUCCAAGAACGUGCUCUUCCCUUGCUGCUUUCGAAUCCGCCAACGAACAUGAUUGGUCAAUCUCAAUCGGGUACAGGGAAAACGGCAGCCUUCGUUCUCACUAUGCUGAGUCGCGUUGAUUUUUCGCUCAACAAACCUCAGGCACUGUGUCUAGCGCCUUCGCGUGAACUUGCUCGCCAAAUCAUGUCUGUUGUUGUUGCGAUGGGUAAAUUCACGAAUGUGCAAACGGAAUACGCAAUAAAGGACAACCUUCCACGAAAUGCCACCAAUGUCACCGCCCAGAUCAUAGUUGGCACACCGGGAACCAUGACGGAUCUCAUGAGGCGCAAGGUUAUUGACGUCACACAUAUUAAAGUAUUCGUGUUGGACGAAGCCGACAAUAUGUUGGAUCAAGAUGGUUUGGGCGAUCAAACCCUCAGGGUGAAAAACCUCCUCCCUCGUGGAAGCCCAGUCCAAAUCAUCCUGUUUUCCGCUACGUUCCCAGAUCAUGUCCGUUCAUUCGCAGCCAACUUCGCGCCCAACGCAAACAAGAUCGAGCUGCAAAAAGAGGAGUUGAGCGUGGAAGGUAUCCGACAAUUUUACAUGGACUGCAGAAACGAAGAGCACAAAUACGAUAUUCUGGUUUCUCUCUACUCCCUUUUGACCAUCGGCCAAAGCAUCAUUUUCUGUCAGCAUCGACAUACCGCCGACCGUAUUUCUCAGCGCAUGACGGCGGAAGGUCACAAGGUGGCAUCUCUACACGGAGCCAAAGAUGCUGCUGAACGCGAUGCCAUUAUUGACCAUUUCCGCGAGGGACGAGAUAAAGUUCUCAUCACCACCAACGUCAUCGCCAGGGGUAUCGACAUUCUCCAAGUGAAUAUGGUGGUAAAUUAUGAUCUUCCCCUUAUGAACGAGCGUGAGAAGGGAGGGGACGGGAUACCUGACAUUGAGACGUACAUUCACCGAAUUGGUCGGACGGGUCGUUUUGGACGCAAGGGUAUUUCAAUAAACUUUGUCCACGACAAGAAGACAUGGUUGCAGAUGGAACAGAUAGAGAAAGCACUUGGGAGGAAAAUCAUUCGUAUAGAGACGAACGAUUUGGAUGAGAUGGAGGAGAAAAUGAAGAAGGCGCUAAAAUAG
Molecule: messenger RNA, 1386 nt
Organism: Laccaria bicolor S238N-H82
Lineage: Eukaryota; Fungi; Basidiomycota; Agaricomycetes; Agaricales; Hydnangiaceae
Exons: 13
Coding region: 1-1386 (461 amino acids)
Biological process (GO): poly(A)+ mRNA export from nucleus
Cellular component (GO): cytoplasmic stress granule; nucleus
Molecular function (GO): ATP binding; RNA helicase activity; RNA binding
Source: RefSeq, a predicted model, not a curated record